Xiphias gladius (swordfish) is the source of this 751-nucleotide messenger RNA. Its product is annotated as vacuole membrane protein 1-like. The coding region runs from base 19 to 744 and encodes 241 amino acids. The transcript is spliced from 7 exons. The record is from RefSeq and is a predicted model, not a curated record. Lineage: Eukaryota; Metazoa; Chordata; Actinopteri; Istiophoriformes; Xiphiidae.
UGUUAUUAUGUGUGUUACAUGGAGAAGAAGACGCUGUGGUGCUCCUACUGGGUCGGCCUGGGCAUCCUCUCUUCGGUGGGUCUUGGCACUGGCCUGCACACCUUCCUCCUCUACCUGGGACCACACGUAGCAUCUGUGACCCUGGCGGCACAUGAAUGCGGCGCAGUGGAUUUCCCCGAGCCACCCUAUCCAGACCAAAUAGUCUGUCCCCAGCACGAAGCACCAGCACUAGGCUCUGAGUCUGACCAGGUGGGCGUGGAGGCGGCAGGGGUGGGGUCAGCAGUGCUCCAGGGAAGCAUCUCCAUCUGGACCAUCAUUUCCAAAGUCCGCCUGGAAGCUUGUAUGUGGGGCGCGGGUACCGCUAUAGGAGAGCUUCCUCCCUACUUCAUGGCCCGGGCUGCGCGGCUCUCCGGUGCUGACCCCGAUGACGAGGAUUACCAGAGGUUUGAGGAGAUGCUGGACCAGACCCAGCCUGCACAGGACAUUGCCACCAGAGCAAAAGUAGCAGUGCAGAAACUCAUCCAGAGGGUCGGAUUCUUUGGGAUUUUAGCCUGUGCUUCUAUACCAAAUCCCUUGUUUGACUUGGCGGGAAUAACAUGUGGACAUUUUCUGGUCCCCUUCUGGACAUUUUUCGGUGCAACGCUCAUUGGAAAAGCAGUUAUCAAAAUGCACAUUCAGAAACUGUUUGUGAUCAUCACCUUCAGCAGGCACAUAGUGGAGCGGAUGGUCUCUCUCAUUGGGUGAGUAGGGC